CCCCCGAAUCGCUGAUGUGUUCCAAGCCAGAACUUACCCCAAGAAGCUCCAUCUUCUACCCAGCAUGACCUCCAUCGUUGCGCAGGACCAACCAAGCGUAGAAGUUGCCGACAAUCUUGUCCGCAGCGUCAAGGAAGGAAAUGACCCUCAAUCAAUCUUCUAUCUCAAUCCCAUCUCAGCAGAGAAUCCUGCUACCCGCCUGGUGGGCCUCUGGACCACGCUCCACUUUUGGGCGACCAGAAUCGAAAACACAGUCUCGAGCAACCUUGGAUUUGACGACAAAGGCCUUCAGGCAAGCUGGGAUCGAGCUGCAUAUCGUCCCCGAUUAUUAGAUCACCUGGCUAGAAUCACUCCUUGGAUGAUGAAUGUUCGAGAUUUCUCCGAGGCAGGCCAAAAUGUAAAGCUCACUGGUGAAUACCAUCACGACAAGCUUGUCUACCAGCUUGCUAUCCGACGAUUUCUUGGACCAAGUCUCCCCGAAGGCUUGGAAGAGAGGAUGCGGAUCGUUGAGAGAUACAUGGCAGAGACGUUGGUGCUCGGCCAAGACCAACUGACCAAAGUACGUCGGUUCGGGUUGACUUUUCCGAUGACGUUACGCCAGGGUCCUUUGGAUACACAAGUGAUCCGCGUAAUGAUGAUCAGCUUUGAACAGGACGUGGAUGGUGACGGAAAGACGUUGGUGAUAUCGAAGGCGGGUUAUGAUGCGGGACUUAACACUAGCUUGUUCGAUCAGCAGAGGUUCGAUCAGGCCAUUCUAGACCGUGGAAGGGCGAUUGUGACGGAUUCCACUUUUGAUGUUAUUGUCUAAGUAUUUGCAAGCAUCCACGCUGUCUAUCGGGACCGUUACGAGCUAGUACCAAUUAAUCAUGGGUUGAAGUGGAAUCAUUAAUCGAUUCUAUAGGAUGUAAGCAGAGCUUUUGCGUGAUGUUGUGACUUGUUACGUGGGACGGAG
Messenger RNA from Aplosporella prunicola CBS 121167, 952 nucleotides. RefSeq lists its product as uncharacterized. Bases 65 to 808 code for a protein of 247 amino acids. The record is from RefSeq and is a predicted model, not a curated record. Lineage: Eukaryota; Fungi; Ascomycota; Dothideomycetes; Botryosphaeriales; Aplosporellaceae. The transcript is spliced from 3 exons.